UCGUGUCACCCACCGGCAGAGAGGGCACGGCGGCUGAGAUUAUGUGAUCACAGUCAGUGAUUAUCUGUGCAUGUAACAUGUAGUUUUAUCGGUUUUUUUGCUGUCUUUUCGGUGGAAAUGUUGAUUGUCCUGCAGGUCGUUUGACGCCAAAUGAGACACUUGGAUUUAAAUCAGGCGCAGAGGGCUGCGGGAGAUGAUGAGAGGCGGAGGUGAAAUUCAGGGGGCUUGUGGCAGAUUGCAGAGGAUCUCUCUCAACAACCAGCCAAUCACAGUGGGAAGGGGAAUCUAAGGUCAGCGCUCUGGAAUGGAUUCAUACGGAUCUUCACUCAAUCGCAGCCAAUCGCUGACAAGCGGCCUGGAGAAGUCUUCACCAACGUGGAAACCGUCCCACUCUAGGAGCAGCAGCACUCUGUCAUCUCGCCACUCCAGACAGAUCAUCAAAGACUGGGAAGUGAUUGACGACCCUCAGGCAGAAAUGCAUGCAGGAGGUGACAACCCUCAGGAUAUGACCACCCCAGGCAUCUGUGAAGGAUAUCUCCUCAAGAGGAGGAAGUGGCCUCUGAAAGGUUGGCACAAGCGAUACUUUGUGUUGGAAGCAGGGAACUUGCGUUACUCCAAAAGUCAACAUGAUGUCUCCAGAGGACGAGUCCAGGGCUCUCUAGAUCUGAGCUUCGCAGUCAUGUCGAUAAACAAGAAGUCAAAUCGGAUUGAUUUGGAUGCAGGGGACAUUCUUUAUCACAUGAAGGCAAAGAGCCACGAACUCUUCUACAUUUGGGUGACCAAACUACAAGCCCACCGCCAGUACAAGAAGAACGAGGCAGCUCACGUUCACAGCAGCCUCCUCCAGACUUUGUCCCAAGGCACUGUGGCCGGACAUGAGCAGAGAAAUGGAGAUCUGAGCUCUGCAGGCAUGGUGGAUUCAGCAGGAGCUCCAGCACUCGUGCUGCCGUCAGAUAACACAGCUGUGAACAGCAAAGUGUCGGCCUGGCUGCAGCAAAGUCACGACCCAGACACCUGUGUCCAAGAGCUGAACCGUUGCUGUGUGGACCUUUCUGAGCUAAACCGCUUAAUCCAGAGGCUGCAGCUGCUGGAGGCCGGCCAGGCUUUCACUAACGGAGACCUGAAGCGCAUCAUCAGCACACAGAAUCUGUCGCUUGAGAAGCCGAAGAAGUCGAGGUCGGGGAAGAUGUGGGGCCACUCUCGCACAUUAUCCAGAGUGGAGGCCCUGGGAAUGGUAAGAAUGCCUAUUCGUGGGAUUACUAAAUCGCUGUCCUCCAGUCACCUGAACAGCUCGCCUCACCUGGGUACAUCAGUCCCCUCUAUCCCUGAAUACGUCUACUCCCAGCUGUCCCCUCCUACUGUCACGUCGCCUGAGGGCAAGAAAAUCCAGCAGGACAUCUGCGCCAUGUCGCUAAGAGUGCUUGCCUCCCUGAAGACAGUACAUGAAACUCUGUCCCAGGAGAGGCAGAAAAUGCAGGAAGUCUGGGAAAGUAACAACAUCCACCAGUCUAACACAUUAGCUGAGCCUGCAGUGGUGAGGCGCUCAUCCCACGGGCCUCCAUCAGUAGCAGACUCGGCUGCGGAGUAUUUUGACGCCAGCGAUGACAUCCUUUGUGGCAGUUCUUCUGAGGUGUCUGAUGAAUCAGGACUUAGUGAUGGAAGCACCACCAACUCUGAGCCAGAGGAAGGACAUGCAUCGGCCACCAGGAAGUACCGUGCUAGCAUCUCCAAGUCUCCUAACAGUGUCGUUCCCAAGAGCACCGGCCGGCGAACUAAGCUGCCUGCUCACUGUCCUGACAACAGCCACGUGGGCCUCAUGGCCAUCCUCUACAAUAACAUAGGUAAAGACUUGGCUCGAGUGUCCAUGCCUGCUCCUCUCAAUGAGCCUGUUAACCUGCUGCAGAGACUGUGUGAAGAGCUGGAGUACAGUGAGCUGCUGGAUACUGCCAACAACACAGCAGACCCCUACCAGAGGAUGAUUUACAUUGCUGCCUUUGCCAUCUCUGGUUACUCUACCGCAACGUUCAGAAACCGCUACAAGCCCUUUAACCCGGUGCUGGGGGAGACCUACGAGUGCAUCAGAGAGGACCGGGGCUUUCGCCUCAUCAGCGAGCAGGUCUGCCAUCAUCCCCCCAUCUCUGCCUGCCACGCAGACUCAGACAACUUCUCCUUCUGGCAAGACCAGCGAUGGAAAAAUAAAUUCUGGGGGAAGUCACUGGAGAUUCUGCCGACAGGAAUGGUGAAUGUCACUCUCCCAAGGUAUGGAGACCACUAUGAGUGGAACAAAGUAGUGACCUGCAUCCAUAACGUGCUCAGUCAGCAGCGCUACCUGGAGCACUACGGAGAGGUCACUAUUCGCAACCUCAAAAGUAACAUCUGCACCUGCAAGAUUACCUUCGUCAAGUCUCGUUACUGGGGUUCAGACACGAACAAGAAUGAGGUGCAGGGGACGGUGCUGGACCAAAGUGGGAGCGUCAUUCACCGGUUCGGAGGUCUGUGGCAUGAAGGCAUCUUCUGCGACACUCUGCCCACGCCGCAAUGUGUCUGGAAGCCAAAUCCCCAGCCAAAGGAUUACCAGCUGUACUAUGGCUUCUCUACUUUUGCCAUGGAGCUGAAUGAGCUCACCCCAGACCUGCUCCCUCUCCUGCCCCCUACAGACAGCCGCCUGCGCCCAGACCAAAGGAUGCUGGAGGAAGGAAAGGUGGAUGAAGCAGACAAAAAGAAAGAUGACAUAGAGGAGUUUCAGAGGGAGCGAAGAAAAGAGCUCAUCAAAAGAGGGGAAGAACAUGUUCCACGCUUUUUCAAGAAAGCCAAAGAUUCCUGUGGACGGGACGUGUGGUUGACCAACGGAACAUACUGGAAGCUCAGAGAGAAUCCAGGUUUUGCUAAUAUUGAGAACACAGCUAUGUGGUGAUGAGACGACAGCGACGAGCAAUGCCAGACAAAAAAACACACGAGAGAGAGAGAGAUUGAAAAAUAUCAGUAAUUGAUAUUUGAGCAGCGUGUAUGAACUGCUCUAGGAAAUGUGCAGAGUGGAGAGAGUGCUGCUGAUCUCUUCUCAUUCUUUCUGAGCGCCCAUGACUGGCUCAUGGGAAACCUCCCUACCUGGCCGUCCCUUCAGACCAGUGAAGUCACUCAGCAUCCAGUGCAGGUGAAGAAAGACUUUCUCAUCAAGAUGGAUUUUCUAAUGCAUUUAAAACAUUUUUUAGGCUACUUAAAUAACCGCAUAUAUCUGUCUAUUUUUGGGAAUUUCUAUGGAAAAAUUGUUUCUGCAGAAAAGACUGAUCAUGUGACACACACUCUGCAGACAUUAACAUGAAAAAAUGACUUGAGAUGACAAUGAAAUCUCGUUUAAAGUGUAUAUAUUAGUGUGUUAAAUGUAAACAGUCAAUCAAAUCAUGUCCUACUCAACCGGUUUACUGCAUUUUAUGAUGAGAACAACUGAAUGUUGGAACGUACUGAAGUCAAUGCUACGGUCAGGGUGCAACUGCCCCAGGGCCCCAGACCCAUGAGGGGGCCAGUUGGUUUGUGGUAAUUUGAUUUAUUGAAGAUUUGUUUGGGAAUAUGCACCACUAAGGUACUUCUGAAACUGUGUAUUAUUCUAUGUGAGUUGGCUGUUUGGCCACAUGCAACCGCACUUUUGGGCCCCCGAAACUUUCUUUGAAACUGGAGUCCAGGGUGAAGUUUUUGGAAGACUCCGGUGCCAGUGGUUGUGUGUAGAUAGGAUAACCACAGUAUUUUAUUACGUGUCUCCAAUGUUUGAAGUCAGAGUGACGGUAAAUAGCUAGUGAAAUGGCAGACCAAACAAACAUGCCGGUGCUAACUUUAUUUGUGAGCAUGCUAUCUGCUGUCUUUGGAUGGCAUAUCCAGCUGCUUGACCUAACGACCAACGAAGGAGGCAGCUCCUGUUGCUAGCUACCCCAACUGCACUACCACGAAAGCAGCGAUGGGCCUGCCAACGGAGGUUCUGGAUCUGGACCUCCGUUGGCAGGCCCGUCGCUGCUUCCGUGGUAGUGCAGUUGGUCGUUCAGGUGCCUCUGCUGUUGAAUUAGGUCGCGUUAUUUUUGUGGAUCGGGUUGUUUUUAUUUUCCGCACUUCCCUAUUUCGGUAUUGACUCUGACUUCUGAUUGGUUAAAAUGGCCUUUCCAUUUUACCGAAUUUACAUCGCCACCUACUGCUUUGUCAUGUGUAUUACAUCACUUGGUAGCAGCUUUUGCGGCUUCGUGUGGAUAUCAUAUUUUUUAUCACACCACUCGUGUGAAACCGGGGCCCGAAAAAAUUCGCAUUCAGAAGUACACGGGUCUGUGUGGACUAGGCCUAAAUUACAAUAAAGAUAAAGCAGCUAUUAUAGAUAUUUUUACCAUAAUGGACAGAUUUUUCCCUCAGGAGUUGGUGGAGACCAAAAACAGAGCUAAAAGAAAGUGGAUGUUGGACUUACAUCCAUCAGGUGGACACAAACAUGACUCUAAAUGAAUGAUAAGAGCUGCAACAACUAGUCGAGUGACAGAAAAUUAAGCGGCUGCUGUUCUGAUAAUUGAUUAUAAUUAUAAUUGUCAUUUUUUAAAACAUUUUUAUGUGACAAAGAAUUGGAUGAGGAGAGGCACGUUGUUGAGGUUGAGGAAUAUCCUGAGCUAAAUGACCCACAAUCCCGUCAUUGUAAGGACAACGGCCAAAAAGAUAUUGCCUGGUGAGUCAUAGCUCCAGAGAUCGGCUCUUCACGUGAGAAAUCAAAUUUAAUUCAGGGCUCUUCACACAUGUUUUUAAGCUAAUGCCAAGGUGGAGGAAGUACAGAUCUUCCAGCAAAAGUAAUAAUAACUUGCUUGGUGCAUAUGCCUAAACAAAUUUGUGUUCUCCCAGAUUAUUUCCUUACAGGUAGGAAAUAGCUCCCUUGCAGGCUGAUCCAGCCACAGCUACAGUAUAUUUACUACGUAUCUAGAGGUGCACCAGUACUGAUGAAAUGCAUAUGAAGUACUCAAACUUGGUAUCUGUGACUUUCACAUUACUGAGACGAGGUAAUGAUAACAUUUAAGACAGUAUCUGUCUAAAUACUUUGAUCAUUGCUAACAUCGAUCAAAUGCUGGUGAAACAUCUACAUUUAUUUGAUAUUUUUGAACAUUUAUUAUUUAAGAAAUAACAAUAACCAACACUCAGUAUAUACACAUAUUUACAAGAGAAGAUAUUGUACGUAUUUUUAUGUCAUUUAUGGUAAGAAAAAUAUCCAGCUGGUUGGAAACAUACACGCUGUAUUUAUACAGUAAAUUAAACUGCUGACAUCACAACUGUGUUUUUAUUUUUCAGUGGGAUCAGUUUAUUAGCUGCAGAUGUGAGUAAGACUUGUUUGAAAAAGAUUAAAAUUAAUUCACAUAUCAUUUUUUAAUGAAUUGGAUUUGCAACAUUUUGAAAAGCUGCUUUGUUCAGUCGAUUAAAAAAAAUCCUACCUGCAUCAAAUAAAAACAAACUCACCAAAACAGCAGAGAUUUGUCAUGUGUAAGCUUUAAUUUCAUGAAUAAAAAAACAACAAUACAAUACACAAUUAUGCCACCUUUUUAAUAAAUAACAAUUUUCCCCAUUCA
This is a messenger RNA of Epinephelus lanceolatus (giant grouper), 5573 nucleotides long. Lineage: Eukaryota; Metazoa; Chordata; Actinopteri; Perciformes; Serranidae. The record is from RefSeq and is a predicted model, not a curated record.